Molecule: messenger RNA, 4190 nt
Organism: Pristis pectinata (smalltooth sawfish)
Lineage: Eukaryota; Metazoa; Chordata; Chondrichthyes; Rhinopristiformes; Pristidae
Gene: prdm4
Product: PR domain containing 4
Exons: 12
Coding region: 207-2549 (780 amino acids)
Biological process (GO): regulation of transcription by RNA polymerase II; cell fate commitment
Cellular component (GO): cytoplasm; nucleus
Molecular function (GO): RNA polymerase II cis-regulatory region sequence-specific DNA binding; histone deacetylase binding; DNA-binding transcription factor activity, RNA polymerase II-specific
Source: RefSeq, a predicted model, not a curated record
GGAGGAGGGAGCCGAAGGUGCUAGGCGCUGCCACGCCUGGGUGGCAGCGGUGGGGGGCGCCGGUUGCCCGGGAGUGUGGCGCAUGCGCAGUCGGGCGCCGUUGGCGAGCGGGGGGAGCCGAGCUGCGCGCGCUGACAGUAGGAACAGAUGGAUGAUUCAACUGUGAAAACCUUUUGGGACAGAGUGAAAAAGAAGAUUCAUUCAGCAUGAAUGACAUCAACCUGAAUCCUGUGGGCAUGGAUCAGCUGAGUGCUUCAUCUGUUAGUAGUACCUUGCCUGUUACAGCAAGUCACCUGGGCAUGAGUUCACCCACUCACAACCCUCUCCCAACUCCAGGAAUGCCUGUGGCAAUACCAAACCUUAGUCCUUCUUUGAGCACUCUCCCGUCUGCCCUUUCAUUAAUGCUUCCAAUGAGCAUUGGAGAACGUGGAGUAAUGUGCAGCAUUCCAGACCGGAAUUAUACUUUACCACCUCCUCCUUAUCCACACUUGGAGAACAGCUACUUCCGGCAUAUUUUACCAGGUAUUUUGUCUUAUUUGGCUGACAGACCACCUCCCCAAUAUAUCCAUCCCACAGCUAUAAGUGUAGAUGGCAGCCCUGCACUGCCUGUCUCCAGCAACCCACCUACCCUGGAUCAUUAUGAACCCAGUAGUGGAGUGAGUUUGGAGUCUGGCAUCGUCUCAAUAGACUCAAGACAAGUAGGUACUCACAAUUCCCAAAAUCUGCACCAGAACAACAACCCAGAGGUUCCAUUGGAUGCCAACAUCUCCAUGGAAACGGUUUCCAGAGUAAACAGCCCCAUCUCAACAGAAGGAAUGAAUGAAGAGAUGACAAUAAGUGGGGUUACAGGAGAGCCUCAGACAUUGCCCUCUGGAUCCAGAAGCCAUGAAACAAUAACUGUGGACUCAGUGCAGAAUAAUUUGGAACCAGAGGCAGUAGUAGGACAGAAUACAGUGAUUCCAAUUCAUGCUAACUCUCUGGAGUUGCCAGUUGUCAUGGAACCGGAACCAAUGACUGGCCGGGUAAGCAACAUGUCCGAGAAUUCUUUGAGUGACUCCAUCCAUGCUGCUGCACUGAACCCAAACCCAGGAGGAGUGGCUCUUCCUUCCUCCCACUCCCUACCUUCACUCGAGCCAGUAUCUCUACAUGGAUCCAGCCUGGGACUGGACACGGUCUCCGUUUCCACCAUUACAACGGAUGUCUCCAUGAGUUCCAACCAGGUUGAUGUGUCUGCAGAAAACCUUACAUUUGUGUCAGGAUCUCUGCAGAUGGAGGACUCCAGUUCCAAUAAAGAAAACCUCACAGAUUCUUUCACAAUCUGGUGUACUCUGUGUGAUCGUGCUUACCCUGCAGACUGUCCAGAACAUGGGGCAGUGACUUUCAUUCCAGACACACCCGUCAACAGCCGAGCCAGACUCUCGAUUCCAAGACAACUGACACUCAGGCAGUCCAUCACUGGAGAAGAUGUUGGUGUGUGGAGUCAAGAAGCAAUUCCUGUACGCACCUGUUUUGGACCUUUGAUUGGACAGCAGAUAAACUUGAUGGAAAUCACUGACUGGUCAAGCAAAAGCAGCACCAAUAUCUGGAAAAUAUUUCGCAAUUAUGUUCUGGAAUUCCAAAUAGUCACAGCAGAUGAGAACAUCUGUAACUGGAUGAUGUUUGUGCACAGAGCCAGGACUCGCGAGGAGCAAAAUUUGGUGGCCUAUCCUCAUAAUGGGAAAAUUUAUUUCUGUACGUCCAGGGAGAUCCCCCCUGACCAUGAGCUACUCUUUUACUACAGCAGGGAUUAUGCAAGGCAACUUGGGGUUCCCGAGCAUCCAGAUGUGCACAUGUGUCAUUGUGGGAAAGCUUAUGGGACGUACAGUGAACUAAGGUCGCAUCUGAGCAGCCAUGGACAGAACCGGGAGAGGAAGUGGAAGUGCUCCAUCUGUCCAAGAGCUUUUACCUCCUCCACCAAACUGAAUGUUCACAUGAUGGGGCACAUGGGGAUGAAACCACACAAGUGUGAAUUCUGCAGCAAGGCAUUCAGUGACCCCAGCAACCUGCGAACCCACCUCAAAAUCCACACAGGUCAAAAAAACUAUCGCUGUGAAAUGUGUGACAAAUCUUUUACCCAGAAGGCUCACCUGGCCUCGCACAUGAUAAUCCACACAGGAGAGAAGAACCUGAAGUGCGAUUAUUGUGAAAAAAUGUUCAUGCGGCGGCAAGAUCUCCGUCAACACGUGGUGACCCAUACACAGGAGCGACAAAUCAAGUGUCCGAAUUGUGACAAACUCUUCUGGAGGACAACUCACUUAAAGAAACAUCUGAAUUCUCAUGAAGGAAGAAGGGAUUUCAUUUGUGAAAAGUGUUCAAAAGCAUUCUUGACAAAGUAUCAUUUGACGAGACACCUAAAGAUUUGCAAAGGCUCCAAGACGUGCCUGCCCAUACAAAAUCUAGAGGAAGAGGAUGAGGAGGAAGUAGAUAGUGAAGAAGAAUUGUUACAGGCUGGUAGUGGGACUUGCCAUUUAACCAAUGACGAUUACACCACAGAAGACAGUUCUCAAUAGUACAAGCGUAUUGCAAAUUGCUUUAGUGAUUGUCCAACAAGAUGCAUGAAGCAUAGUUGGAGAUGGAACUUUAAAGAGCUGUCUGCCCUUUUAAGCAAAAACUUAUUCAUGGAUUUAUUGCAGUUUUCCUUGCUGCAAAAGGUUAAUGGCUGCUCAGAUUCGCAACAUUAUAAAUGAUUAGCAUAAUGGAAUCUAGAGUCCAACUUGUUUUUUGAUUUAAGUGAAUCAAAUGCAAGAUUGUCCUCCCAUAUGGAGCAACAGGAAAUGAUGCAACAGGAAUGCAACAACGAAGUGGGUAGCUUGGAGUCUGCGUCUGAGCACCUGUUUAUUCUAUAUUCACAAGCAUGUUUAGUGAGAUUCUAAAAUGGUAAGUUCCCACAGAGUCAAUCCAAACAUCAAAAUUUUAUAAAAUACAUUGCCCAAAUCCUUCUUCAUAUAUAUGAUACAAUGAAUCAUGCAGCUCAUUGGCAAAUGACUGAAGACAGGUCAGAGUGAACCCACUGAUGCCAGCAUAUAUGAUAGUAUUUUGCCUUAUUGACUGAGUAGCUGCUUAUCAACCUAUAGCACCUUGUUGCUUCCAAUUAAUAGCAAUGUCCAAAAAAAAGUGAAGAGUUUGAUCAACAUGCAAUGUAAAUUGAAAACUUUUAACACUGCUUCAAGGUAUUAAAUAUAUUAGCUGAUAUAGUUUGUUUCCUCUGGACUGCAUAGUCCGGUAUAAAUACAACCCAGUAGAGGACAACUAUGCCAGAAUAAACUUAGUUUCAUCAGGAGCUAAUAAUAUCUCGGAAAAUUAAUUUAUCUUAACCUUUCCCUAUACAUACGGGACUAGGUGCCAACAUACACAAAAAUAACUGAUAGGACUAAGGCAUGCAGCAGUUUCACAUUUUCUGCUGUCUGUAAUUAAAAAGUAAAGCUCAGACUGUAACUCUCUGGCUCUCUCAGCUUUGGAUAGCUACCACAUACCUCUUUUUAUGAUACUGUAAUGAUUUUAAAAUGUUUUUGUACAAUAACAGGUAGGCUAUGGAUAAACAGACAAAAGGUUGUUAGCCAGAAUGUACAAUGCUGACAUCUGCACCUGUGUAAUAUAUUGUAAAUAUUUGUAACAAUACCCUUUACAUUCCAAUCAAACUGUAAUAUAUAACAAAUACAAAUUGAAAGGAUAGCAUUGUUCAUGCUAUAGGCAAAAGAUAUAAUCUAGUGUUUCAACUUUGUCUUCAGAAAUUGAUCCAUGCAUACAAAAUAAAAGUAUUCAGUUUAUAUAGCAAAGUUGUUGCUUUCCAUGCACUUUAACUGGUUUCAGUUUCUCAGGUGAUUUUGCAAACUGUUGUAUCAAGUAUCUAUUUUAUACAUUUUGUGAUUGUAUGUGGUUACUCUCAGUGAAUUUAAAGUUAAGUAAUUCAAAAUCAAAGUAGCAAUAAGAAAGUUGAGCUUUUAACUGAAAAUGUAAUGAAGUGGCAUGGGAUUUGUAUACUUUUCUAAUUUCAAGCUUUUCAGUAAGAAAUAUUAUUGAAGUAUAUAUCAGCAGGUACUCUAUGCUUCACGAGCUUGAUCAAAAUUUUUGUAGAGCAGACCAAAAUUUUGAUAAAGUAUCUGAAACAUUUAUUUUGGAAGCAUUAUUAAAGUCCAUCAGAGACUUCCAGA